Messenger RNA from Pipra filicauda (Wire-tailed manakin), 8621 nucleotides. RefSeq names its product methyl-CpG binding domain protein 5 (gene MBD5). The record is from RefSeq and is a predicted model, not a curated record. NCBI's taxonomy places the organism in Eukaryota, Metazoa, Chordata, Aves, Passeriformes, Pipridae. Gene Ontology annotation, cellular component: chromocenter; nucleus. The coding region runs from base 1206 to 6410 and encodes 1734 amino acids. Gene Ontology annotation, molecular function: DNA binding; chromatin binding. The transcript has 15 exons.
GCACCGAGACACCCCCCCCACCCCCGUCCCUCGGGGGCGGCCCCGCGGAGCGCCGCUCCCUCCUCCUCCUCCCCCUUUAUUACCCUUUGUGUGCGUCUCCGCCUUCCUCCCCGCGCCCGGGGGGCCCUGAGAUCCUUGCUGACGAUGGUGGUCGCUGGAGGCAUCAAUAUUGAAGAUUAUCUCAUUUACAGACAAGAUCUUUGAAAUCCGGUCCCUUCAGGCAGCAAAGGAAGAAGAGGCUUUAUCGCAACAAAACGGGCAAAGAAACACAAACACUUGAAGAAACAGCACUUCUCCCAAUUCUUCCCAAAAGUCCAGAGCCCCACCAGAUCCUGGUGGAUUCCAGCCACCAGUCUUCCUGCUUGGAGGUAGAUGUAACACAGGGAGCAGGAAUUCCUCAGAUGAGGGGUGGGGGAAGCCCAGGAGCCACCUCGAUGGACAUAGGCCACUGUCGAGAGCACAACAGGAGACUGUCUAAAGCCAAGCUCAAAGUGCACCAAGAGUUUUAAGGAGCCUAAAGAUCCCCAAGAUAACCCCAAGCAAGACCAUGAGAAGCAAUGUAGCUUGGAAAGAACAAGAUGAACAGACCCACCUUCAAUCUGAUGCUUGAUGAGGAAAAAGGCUGUUUUAUUGGAGCCAAGGAGUCAUGAAAGAAAGCCAAGAAGACAACUUGGACAGCGAGCAGAAGAUAAAAAGCAAACAGAAAGAAUGUGGCAUACAAAGGGUGUAAUACCUGGAGGUAUCGGAGCUGACUCAUAUUUAUAAAAAAAAAAUGAGACGAGCUUUCACCAAGUACAAGUUCUCUUAAGCCAGUCCUCGAGCUGGGAGCCAUGCUGGGGAACUAGGAAUUCUCCUUUUCCCCCCUCCUCCUUUCUGGCAGGGAACGAAAGGAUUGGCGAAUUAUGAUUUGCCCAAGUCGGAAGCACUAAUUUUUUUUCCUCUCUAGAGUUCGUCCUUAUGAAUAGAUAAGGAGUUUAAACCUUGCAUAUUUAAUGUGGACUGUGGUGGGAAAGUGACUCGUUGAACCAAAAUGGCCACUGGGAAGGACUUGGUUUCAAACUGAGCUCGGAGCCUCCCGAUGCACUUUGUCCGAUUCGGGAUCAGCCGUGCUGCAGGGCCUGCUCUGGGAGGCCAGGAUGACAUGUAGGAGAAGGAGAUCCCCCUCCUGUUGAUAUCUCUGGAGACUCACGAGCAGAAACGGGAAAAUGAAUGGUGGGAAGGAGUGUGACGGAGGGGACACGGACGGAGGGCCACCAGCAGUGCAAGUUCCCGUGGGGUGGCAGCGGCGGGUGGACCAAAGUGGAGUUCUCUACAUCAGUCCCAGUGGGUCUUUAUUAUCCUGCUUGGAGCAGGUGAAGACUUACUUGCUGACUGAUGGAACGUGCAAGUGUGGCCUAGAAUGUCCUCUUGUUCUUCCCAAGGUGUUUAAUUUCGAUCCUGGAGCUGCUGUGAAGCAGAGAACUGCUGAAGAUGUCAAAGCAGAUGAAGAUGUCACCAAACUAUGCAUCCACAAGAGGAAGAUCAUUGCUGUGGCUACACUGCACAAAAGCAUGGAAGCACCUCAUCCUUCCCUGGUUCUCACCAGUCCUGGGGGUGGAACAAGUGCAACUCCAGUAGUUCCCACUCGAGCAGCAACUCCGAGAUCCGCGAGGAAUAAACCGCAUGAAGGAAUUACAAAUUCCGUGAUGCCGGAAUGUAAGACUCCUUUCAAGCUGAUGAUUGGGGCAUCCAAUGCCAUGGGGAGGCUGUACGUGCAAGAGAUGGCCGGGAGCCAGCAGCCAGAGCUCCAUCCUGUGUAUCCCAGGCAGAGGUUGGGGAGCAGUGAGCUGGGACAGAAGUCUCCGUACCGGGGCAGCCACGGCGGGAUGCCCAGCCCGGCUUCCUCGGGGUCGCAGAUCUACGGCGACGGCUCCAUCUCUCCCAGGACUGACCCGCUGGGGAGCCCCGACGUUUUCACCAGGAACAAUCCCGGUUUCCACGGAGCUCCCAACUCCAGCCCCAUCCACGUGAGCAGGACGCCGCUGUCGCCGCCGUCGGUGAUGCUGCACGGCUCCCCCAUCCAGUCAUCCUGCGCCAUGGCCGGCAGGACUAACAUACCUCUGUCCCCCACCCUGACCACGAAAAGCCCCGUCAUGAAAAAGCCCCUGUGUAGCUUCCCCGCGGGGAUGGAGAUCCCGCGGGCCAUGUUCCACCACAAGCCCCCCCCGCAGGGCCCGCCCCCGCCCCCCCCUCCGCCGCCGUCGUGCGCCCUGCAGAAAAAGCCAUUGCCAUCCGAGAAGGAUCCCCUCGGCAUCCUGGACCCCAUUCCCAGCAAGCCGGCGAGCCAGAACCCCGUGAUCGUGCCCCCGUCCCCGUUCCACGCGAGCGCCCACUCUCAGGUACCCGUGAUGAAUGUAAGCAUGCCCCCCGCCGUCGUGCCCCUGCCCAGCAACCUGCCCCUGCCCACCGUCAAACCCGCCCACGCCAACCACGCGCCCCACGGCCAGAGGGUCCAGCACUCCGCCUCCACCUCCCUGUCCCCGUCGCCCGUGACCUCCCCGGUGCACAUGAUGGGCCCCGGGAUGGGGAGGAUCGAGGCCUCUCCCCAAAGGUCGCGCUCUUCCUCCACGUCGUCGGAUCACGGGAAUUUCCUGCUGCCCCCGGUCGGGCCGCAGUCGGCCUGCGGCGGCAUCAAGGUCCCCCCCAGGUCCCCGAGGUCGACCAUAGGCUCGCCGAGGCCGUCCAUGCCAUCCAGCCCUUCCACCAAGCACGAUGGGCUCGGCCAGUACAAGGACAUCCCCAACCCGUUAAUCGCUGGAAUGAGCAAUGUACUGAAUCCUCCCAACAAUGCAGUUUUUCCCGCUGCAUCGGCUGGAAGCGGUUCCUUGAAGAGUCAGCCCGGUUUGCUGGGAAUGCCUUUAAACCAGAUCUUGAACCAGCACAACGCUGCCUCUUUCCCAGCCAGCAGUUUACUGUCAGCAGCAGCCAAAGCACAGCUAGCAAAUCAAAACAAACUCGCUGGUACCAACAACAGCAGCAGUAGCAACUCUGGACCUGUUGCCGGCGGCGGCAACUCCGAAGGACACAGCACUUUAAAUUCCAUGUUCCCUCCUGCUGCCAACGUGCUCCUCCCCACCACGGAAGGGCAGAGCGGCCGAGCAGCACUGAGAGACAAACUGAUGUCUCAGCAAAAGGAUCCUCUGAGGAAAAGGAAGCAGCCCCCCACCACGGUGCUGAGCCUGCUGAGACAGUCCCAGUUGGACAGUUCUGGGGUUUCCAAAGCCGGAUCCGAUUUGAUAAGAAAGCAGAGUCAAAGCUCCUUCCCCAUCAGCUCCAUGUCGCAGCUCCUGCAGUCCAUGAGCUGCCAGAGCUCCCACGUGAGCAGCAAUAGUUCCACGGGCUGUGGGAGCUCCGGCUCUGCCCUGCCCUGCUCCGGGAACCAGAUGCAUUUCCCGGAGCCUGCCCUGAGCUCGGGCGGCCUCCAGGCCCCGCUGGCGCCGGGGCUGCCCCUGCGAGGGGAAGGGCUGCACUGCCACGGCCCCAACCCUGCCUUCGGGCACGGGGCCAGCCCGGGCAGCACCAACCACCUGGCAGGGCUCAUCAGCCAGAUGCAGGCCGGCGGGAGCUGCGGGAUGCUCCCGCAGUCGGGAAUGGCUUUAGGAAACUCCUUGCACCAGAACCCACCUCAGGCGCGACUCCAGGCACCCUCGGCCCCGGGGAUCCCCAACAGCAUCGGCAGCAGCUGUAACCAGAGCAGCCCUGAAGCAGGCGGUUCGGGGCCGUCAUCGUCCAUCGCCAUCGCCGGCACCAGCCAACCUGCCAUCACCAAGACAACCUCCGUGCUGCAGGACGGUGUCAUUGUCACCACGGCAGCCGGGACCCCCCUCCAGCAGGGCCAGCUGCCCGUGGGCACCGACUUCCCCUUCUCCGGCCCCGAGGCGCCGCUGCCCUUCCCGCAGAACAGCGCCGGGAGCGGCAGCCUGCCGCCCGCCCUGCACCCCAACCUCCUCAGCUCCCUGCCUCUCUCCUUGCCCGUCAAUCAGCAGCAGCUCCUAAACCAGAACCUAUUAAAUAUCCUGCAGCCUUCAGCGGGAGAAGGCAAGUCCGAGGUCAACCUCAACCCUUUAGGUUUUCUCAACCCGAAUGUAAACGCCGCUUUAGCUUUUCUCUCCGGCGACGUGGACGGGCAGGUUCUGCAGCCCGUGCACUUCCAGCUCCUGGCAGCCCUGCUCCAGAACCAAGCCCAAGCCGCUGCCAUGCUCCCCGUGCCAUCCUUCAAUGUGACCAUCUCAGAUUUGCUGCAGCAGCAGAACCCCCCCGUGCCCUCGGUCGCACAGCCGCCGGCCCCCCCUGAGCCCCUGCCCGAUGGCUCCAGGGUGGAGACCCUCCUGUCCAACCCCAUUCCCAGCUUUCCAGGCGCCGACACGGCCUCCAACCCCCUGCUCCUGCCCGCCGGCUCGGGGCCCUCGGCGCUCAUGGCCCUGAACCCCCAGCUGGUGGGGGGUGUCCUGAACUCCGCCGGCCACCCGGAGGUUUCCAUUGCCACCUCCUCCCAGGCCACCACCACCACCACCACCACGUCCUCGGCGGUGGCAGCUCUGUCUGUCUCGGCGCUGGGCGGUGGCACGGCCGUGGUGUCCAUGGCAGAAACCUUGCUGAACAUAUCUAAUAGUGCUGGGAGUGCUCCUGGGCCAGCCAAACUCAACAGUAACUCUGUGGUGCCACAGCUCCUUAACCCUCUCCUGGGGACGGGCCUGCUUGGUGACAUGUCAUCCCUGAACACUACUCUGAACAACCAUCAGCUGAGUCAUCUCCAGUCGCUCCUGAACAACAAUCAGAUGUUUCCUCCCAAUCAGCAGCAGCAGCAGCAGCAGCAGCAGCAGCAGCAGCAGCAGCACCUUCUCCAGGGCUACCAGAACGUGCAGGGCUUUCAGGGCCAGCCCCAAAUCCCUGGCCCAGCCAACAACCCAAACCCCAUGGCCUGUCUGUUCCAGAAUUUCCAGGUGAGGAUGCAGGAGGACGCCGCGGUCCUGAACAAGCGGAUGAUCGCCCAGAUGGGAAUGGCGCCGGUUCCCGACAGCUCCAACGCGAUGCUCCCUCCCUUCCCAGAACCCUCCUGUGAGCUGCAGCCCCGGGCCGAGCCCCCCCUGGGGCAGCAGCCCAAGGAUUCCCUGCCCGUGGGUGGCCCGGGGGACCCGUCGGUGGACGCCAUCUACAAGGCGGUGGUGGACGCGGCCAGCAAGGGGAUGCAGGUGGUGAUCACCACGGCCGUGAGCAGCACCACCCAGAUGAGCCCCAUCCCCGCCCUGAGUGCCAUGAGUGCCUUCACAGCCUCCAUCGGGGACCCCCUGAACCUCUCCAGCGCCGUCAGCGCCGUCAUCCACGGCCGCGGCGUGGCCGUGCCCGAGCACGAGGGCAGGGCCAGGGGCGCCCGUGGCGCGCGCGGCCCCAAGGGCGCCGAGCACGGCAAGAACCCCGGGGAGGGCGAGGGCUACGAGUAUUACAAGGCGGCCAGCUGUAACACCCCCAAAAAACAGUGGGAAGGGGAGCAGAGCCCGGUGGGUGAGAUAAACAGGUGGAAGUGCGAGGAGUUCCUGGAGCACUCCCACCUGCACGGCAGCCCGUGCCACGAGAGGCCCAACAACGCCUCGGCGCUGCCCCUGCUGCCGGGGGAGCAGCACCAGGCCCUGCUGCCGCAGAGGAACUGCCAGAGCGAGAAGGCGCUGGAGGAGAAUUUCAGGUAUAACAAUUACAAAAGAACUAUGCUGAGCUUCAAGGACAGACUGGAGAACACUGUGGAACGCUGUGCACACAUCAACGGGAACAGGCCGCAGCAGGGCAGGGCCUUCGGGGACCUGCUGAGCGCUUCCAAACAAGACCUGGGUCUGGAAGAGCAAUCCCCGAGCUCCUCCAAUAGCUUGGAGAGCUCCUUGGUGAAAGACUACAUCCAUUACAAUGGAGAUUUUAAUGCCAAAAGCAUUAAUGGGUGUGUGCCCAGCCCCUCGGAUGCUAAAAGCAUCAGCAGCGAGGAGGACCUGAGGAACCCCGACUCGCCUUCCUCCCACGAGCUCCUCCACUACAGGCCAAGGACGUUCAACGUGGGCGACUUGGUCUGGGGCCAGAUCAAAGGACUCACUUCAUGGCCUGGGAAACUGGUGAGGGAGGAAGAAGUUCACAAUUCAUGUCAACAGAACGCUGAGGAGGGGAAGGUGGAGCCAGAGAAGCUGAAGACACUAACAGAGGGGCUGGAGGCCUACAGCCGAGCCAGGAAAAGGAACAGGAAAAGUGGAAAGCUAAAUAACCAUUUAGAAGCUGCUAUACACGAGGCCAUGAGUGAACUAGACAAAAUGUCUGGGAAUGUCCACCCAAUCCCGCAGGGAGACAGACAAGUGAAGCCUCCAAAACUCAAGAGGAGGAAGAUCUCUAGAUAACAUUGAAUGUCUUUGUUACUGGUCCAGUACUUGUGAACACUGAGUCCAUCUGUAGGUAUUGCUCUAGGCUGGUACAUCACUAUUUAUGUGGGGACAGCUCGAUGCCAGCGGGGCACACGCCGGGCAGUGGGACAAGAUUUGGGAUGAUCAGGAGGGGUAGAAGUUGCUGGAGAAGCCAAUCAGAAAUCUGGAAUGGUUGCAGUAACAAUGUCAGAUGAUUACUGAAUUUUUUUUUUUUUCUAUGAUACUAAAAAUUGUGAUUAUAAGAAAUAGUCCAAAUGUUUCUGAGAAAUUUUCCUUGUGUAUAUAGAUAAUACAGAAUUUCCUGGUGAUAUCUGAACUGUAAAUAUUGUACAAUAUUGUCAUGUACAAGCGUACCUAAUGCACACUUUAUCUUUUAUUGUACAAAAAAUAGUGUACAAAAUUCUUUGGUUUCUAUUGAGUACACAUACAAGAGACUACCAGUGUAAAGUGAUAAAUAAAAAUACAGCCUAAAUGCUUUUAUAUGAUAAUGUAAAAGAUGCUGUUUUUGUAUUUAACAGCAGAGAGAAGGCAUGAUUAUGUAAUACCUUAAUUAUGACAUCCCCUUCACGCCACUGAGUGUUCAUGGAUCCUGUCUGUUUGGAAUGAACCUUGCCUGGAAGUGCUGUACUCCACUCAGGUCCCUGCAGGAGAGUGCAGAUUCCUCAUGGGAUGUGGGAUCGCAGCUCUGAUGGAGAAUUCCAAGGCCGCAGCCAUCGGUUGCUUUUGGUUUCCGUAGCUUUUCCAGUAGGAUGCUGUAGGUUGGACUGAAGAGGACAAAGGAACAGUAGGAGGCCUGUUUUAGUCAAGCAGUUCUGUAGGUGAGGUUUCAGAGCCCCCUGAGGAACUAACCAGUCGAUACCCCCCCCCCCGUAACAUUGACCCCUGGAUUAAUUAGCCGAGAUUGUCUAACUUCAUUAACCCUGCAGGGGGGCAGAGGCCCUGCUUUGAGAAGGGAUCAGUGUUGGUUCCAGUUGGUUUGGCAGUAGAAUGGAAGGGCAAUGCUCUGGAAAAGGUAAUCCCGCUAUCCAUCCCUCGGUAUUGAAACACAAAAAGGAGUUAAGGGUGGCUUACAAAACUUAUUAGCAGCAGUGAUUUUUAUCAGUAUUAUGUAACAUAUCAGAUUUAUUUUAUUUAAAAAGAAUUAUUUAUACCAUUAACAGAUUCUUAUAUAUAUUAAUGUGGCUGAAAUGCGCAGGUUAAAUCUAUUAACCAAAUUAUUUAUGUUAUAUUAAGUGAGAAAUGUGAAACAUAUGUAGAAAAAAGAAGAAAUUAAUACACUACAGAUUUAAAAGUCUAAAGCUAUGAGCCAUUAUAAACUUAACCAACGGGAGUGUAGCACAACAUUCUUUCCAUUGGAUUUCAUUUUUCUUUUUCCCCACGGACGGUGGGGAUGGCGAGGGGAGCCGUGGCAUCCUCAAGGCUUCCUGGGAUAGUUCUGCUCACCAUUCCCAGUCCCGGGCUGGAGUCCUUCAUCCGGGAUCACCACUUACCUCAGAUUCCUUCCCCCCGCAUUCCCGGUGUCGCUCUCUAGCGAGGACUGGCAGCGAUCAGCUCCCUGGGCUCUCCAGGGUGCCAGGAUCCCAACUCCUUGCUCCUGUCCCAGGUCCCACGGUGCGUGUCCGAAGGAAUGACCCCGAGGAUGACGAUUCCCUGGGCUGGGCUCCCGCGUUCCCGGGCACGCAGCACCUACCUCUGGGCUCCUCCGGGCUCGUCCCCUCCGGCCCGGGUGGGACCCCACGGCUCCGUGGGGCAGCUCCAUGGCCCUGCUCCGCUGGGUUCCCAUUCCCGCUGUUUUGGGGUGCAGUGGCUCCCGUUUUUCCGUCCCACGUCGCUCCGGUCGCCGGUGUCCCUCGGGCGUGUCCGUGGCUCCCCGAGCCCCCGCUGCCUCCCAUCCCACCCCAUCCCAGAGCUGUGUCCAAGCUCCUGGGAGCGUUUAGGUGUUGUACUUCCCGGUGUUUCCGUGGCCCCGCUUCCUUCCCUCGGUGGAUGACGGCACUGCUGGGGGGGCAGGAGUAGUUUGCUUUCAGUCCAGACCGAUUUUUUUCUCCUCUCUUGCCGAGUUUUCCUGGUUUCGUGUAAGCAGUUCCUGUAAAUAUUGUGAGCGUUACAGGUCGUGCAGUGUUGUAACAUUUUCAAAAAAUGUUGCACCGACUUUACAAUUAAAAAAACUGGUCACUCAUACUUGAA